Molecule: messenger RNA, 561 nt
Organism: Emiliania huxleyi CCMP1516
Lineage: Eukaryota; Haptophyta; Isochrysidales; Noelaerhabdaceae
Product: nucleoside diphosphate kinase
Exons: 2
Coding region: 6-434 (142 amino acids)
Biological process (GO): UTP biosynthetic process; GTP biosynthetic process; CTP biosynthetic process
Molecular function (GO): nucleoside diphosphate kinase activity
Source: RefSeq, a predicted model, not a curated record
ACAUCAUGAUCAAGCCCGACGGCGUGCAGCGCGGGCUGAUCGGCGACAUCCUCAAGCGCUUCGAGCAGAAGGGCUUCCAGCUGCUCGCGGCGAAGCUGAUGACGCCCUCGCGCGAGCACAUGGAGAAGCACUACGCCGACCUUGCCGGCAAGGGCUUCUUCAAGGGCAUGAUCGACUACAUGAUGACCGGCCCUGUCUUCUGCAUGGUGUGGGCGGGAGAUGGCGCUGUCGUCACCGGCCGCAAGAUGCUCGGCGCGACCAAGCCCUCCGAGAGCGAGCCCGGCACCAUCCGCGGCGACUUUUGCAUCCAGAUCGGCAGGAACAUCUGCCACGGCUCCGAUUCGGUCGAGAACGCCGAGAAGGAGAUUGAGCUCUGGUUCCCCGAGGGUGUCUGCUCCUGGACCUCGCACAGCCAGGGCUGGAUCUACGAGUAGAGAAGUUGCGGCAGGCAUAGAGAACCUCGAGGAGAGGAGAGGAACUGCGAGUAGAUCAGAUUAGAUCGCCGUGCACGUCGGCAGCGAGCCCCUUCACAUUGUUCAAAAAUAACACUUUUCACUUUUU